UUCUGCAAACCAAACAGAAGCAGAGAGAUCCGAGAGGGAAAAACCACACAGCCCUUCAGCUACCUACGCUCCUCCAAGCUCGUCAAUGGCUACGAUCCCGGUUAACCCGAAACCUUUUUUGAACAAUUUGACUGGAAAGACUGUCAUUGUGAAGCUCAAAUGGGGGAUGGAGUACAAAGGUUUUCUUGUCUCUGUGGAUUCUUACAUGAACUUGCAGUUGGCCAAUACGGAAGAGUUUAUUGAUGGACAAUUCACUGGAAAUCUUGGUGAAAUUUUGAUCAGGUGUAACAAUGUUCUUUAUCUUCGUGGAGUGCCAGAGGACGAAGAAAUUGAAGACGCUGAACGUGAUUAAGAAGUGGCAUUUGCAGCAAUGGUUUAUAUAGAACUUUUAAGUUAAUCCCUCUUCUGCUUUUUUCAACCUGUAGUGACAACCUUGUAGUUGUAUUGAAUGUAGAGCUCAUAUCAGAAGUUCGACUUGAUUCAUGUCCAUUAAAGAUCCAUUAACAAAGAAAUUGUUCCCGCACUUUGCUUGUAGUCGCCUGUUUGUUCAGGUUUAUGCCAUUGUUGGGGUGGUUUUACCCAUACUGUUUGACUUAAUGGUCCUUGCCGCAAGUGCUAUUAUUUCACGUGAUCCUUGGUUCUUGGGGUCUAAUAGA
Molecule: messenger RNA, 656 nt
Organism: Morus notabilis
Lineage: Eukaryota; Viridiplantae; Streptophyta; Magnoliopsida; Rosales; Moraceae
Product: probable small nuclear ribonucleoprotein F
Exons: 5
Coding region: 86-352 (88 amino acids)
Biological process (GO): mRNA splicing, via spliceosome; spliceosomal snRNP assembly
Cellular component (GO): catalytic step 2 spliceosome; U1 snRNP
Molecular function (GO): RNA binding
Source: RefSeq, a predicted model, not a curated record